GUGACGCCUGCUACGGAAGAGCAGUGUCUGCUAGCAGUGAAAUUUAUCCUCUAAAUAUUCAGCGUGAUAUAUUUAGGAACGGGGCGUCCAAUAUGUUGUGUAAUCACAACGAUUACUAUUAGUAGGAUUAUAAUUAUUUUCGGCAAAUGACUGUAGAUCACUGUCUAAUCAAGAAAAUAAUUUUUACGUUAGUUGGCUAGGUAGCUAGAAGCUAGUUUUCAGUCUAAACAGCUGAAUAGAAUAGGCAGGUCCUUUGUUUCGGAAUGAUCCAUAUUGAUAAUCCGAGACAGUGAACUUGAGUGACUAAUUUACCCAAAAUGAAUAAGUGAGUUCAAGUGUUAAACCAGUGAUCUAACUUUGUGUGUUUCAUUUGUCACGGAAAUAGUUGUAAUCAGACCGUGAUAGGGGAAUUUACGAUCGCUAAGAUUUGCUAGCUAGCUGGACGAGGGAUAGGGCUUGGAGUGGUCAUGGGCAAUUGUCUGAAAUCCCCUACAUCAGACGAUAUUUCGUUGUUACAUGAAUCGCAGUCUGAUAGAGCUAGUUAUGGUGAUGGAACAGACCCGGAUUUAGAGCCACCUCCACCUUAUGAGGAGCAGGCCCACAUGCCUGUGUACCACCCCACACCCAGUCAAACAUGCCUAGCCACUCAGCUCACUGAAGAGGAGCAGAUUCGAAUUGCUCAGCGCAUAGGCCUCAUCCAACAUCUGCCCCGGGGGGUCUAUGAUGGGGGUCAGGAUGGCUCAGAGAAGAAAAUCAGAGAGUGUGUGAUCUGCAUGAUGGACUUUGUAUAUGGAGAUCCGAUCCGAUUCUUGCCAUGCAUGCACAUCUAUCACAUGGACUGCAUAGAUGAUUGGCUGAUGCGCUCGUUCACCUGCCCUUCAUGCAUGGAGCCAGUGGACGCCGCUCUCCUUUCCACGUAUGAGACCAACUGACCUUGGAGUGGACGUCUCUCCCUACUUCUUCUUCUUGCUCUUUCACCCUCCUUCAAAGCCCUUAGUCUCAAUUUGACCCAGACUUCAAACCCUAUUGGCCAGUGUGUGGUGGGGACACAUCAAUGAAGAUAGGGGGUGUUAGGGGGGCAGUAAAAAGACCCCAUUUCACACAGCAGCCUGUGUUGCUGCAUUGGAAAUGGCCCGGUAUGCUUUGGGGUUGUAAACUGUGGUUAGGUUUUGGUCAAUGGUUUCCCUGCGUACAUGCUGUGUGUGUGGCCAGCUGGCGUGCAGUCUUGUGGUUUGCAUUUACAUUGAGGAUCAUUUGUCUUUAGUUCUUAGCAUUAUAUACUUUUUUUUGUUUUGUUUUGUUUUGCUAUGUUUAAAAAAAAAUGUAUUUGUCAGUCUAAAUUCAGUUUUCAAAGCCAAGGUCUAGAUCAACGACUUGAGGCGGAACCUUUUCUUUUCUUUUUUUUUCCUCCGAUCUGAGCCUAGGACCAAAAGGAAUUUUGAAUUCUAGGUUGAAAACCAAAUUUUAGUCCAAGAGCAGGUUUCAUGUCUUGUAAGCCCAAUCCAUAUUUCUUUCUUCCAGAAAGACGUUGACUGUCUCCUUUCCUCUGGGCUAGCAGUGCAGAGAAAGGCAGUCAACUGAGUUGUGCCUGCCGUACUUUUGAAGCAAACAUGCAAUGUUCUAAUAAGACGAAAAGAAAACUUCAUUUCUAUUUGAGUUGCCCAGUUUCUCAGGCAUCAUGUCUCCAUGUCUUAACUCUUCUAGUCUUCAGAACUGUGUAGUACUGUGUCCACAACUGGAGGAGUCGAGUCACUCUCAUUCAGCCAAUGUAAAGGGCUCAUUUGCGCAUGGGGAUCAGGAACAAGUAGCCACCGGUUUGCAAGUACAGUAGGAUUGCUUGCACAUACAAAACAUAUAUAUAUGUUUAUAUAUAUAUAUAUAUAUAUAUAUAUAAACAUAUAUGUAUAAAAAACCUAGAAAAUUGCACUUUACAUAGGUUAGUAAUGGGAAUCAUAUAUUUAUGUACAGUAUAACCUUAACCUUGCACUAAUCUUAUUUUUGUCACAUAGGUCACUGUAAAUAAUUCUAUUAAUGCUAUUGUUGAUCAGUAUUUAUGUGACAUACUAUUGGUGUACAUUUCAGAUGCUGAAGUGUUACAGUAAACAAUCUAUUUGGGUCACAUCAUCAUACACUACACUACUGAAGGCCUUUCAUUGAAGUGUCAGUUUAUUUAAUGUCAGUUCCUGUUGUUUAUUUGUUUGUUUUGCAUUAUAUCCAAAUGUGUUGGUCAUCCUAUAUAGCAUAGCAGUGUACAGUCCCUUUCUUUUGUGUACAGUAGCUCUACAUUUGAAAAAGUAAACCAAUGGCACCUUUGCUGUCAGUCUCUAGAAUAUUAUUACCCCAUGAUAUGAACAUUAUGAACAUUUUUAACAUUAUAGGUGAAAUAUACAGUGUAUGAAAACUUCCAAUUGAUUGUGUGACAACAACAACAACAACAACAACAGCAAAAACUAAAUAUUUCUGCAUUCAGGACGUUGAAGUGAACAUUUUGGAUUAUUGUAUAAAAUUGCUCGCAGGUCGAGCUGAAGAGGUGACAUGGCUGUAAUGUUAUAGUGUUGUUUAUUAUGUUUGGCUUAACUGGCAACAUAAGCAGCCACAGAUCAAAAACCGAAAAGUUGAAGAUAACAUAUUUUUUGUAUUAUUACUAUUAUUAUUAUUAUUAUUAUAAAUAGGAGAUGUAAGAUCCCGCUCACAAUCAGCUCUGCUAUGUCAAUUUUAAUAAUCUACUGACAAGUGAUUCUGUCUACAUUAUUGUGGUUGACAGCUUGUGUUAGCCAGACUAAUACAUUUGUAGGGGCCUUUGUAGCUUUAUCGGUUGACCAAUUUAUUUUAUUUAUAUUUAAUGUCUCCUUAGUCAAUAUAUUUGUUUCCUUUUAUUUUCCAGAAAAGUAGUAUAGCAGGGCUUUUUUUUUUUUUUUGUCUUUACAGUUAGCCAAGCUUUGACCAUUGACACUUCAACUCUGCCCAUUCAGUAACCAUGUAAUAAAGAUCACAUUAAAGAUGAUAUGAACAUGC
Sardina pilchardus (European sardine) is the source of this 3015-nucleotide messenger RNA. RefSeq names its product RING finger protein 11. The transcript has 3 exons. The record is from RefSeq and is a predicted model, not a curated record. Gene Ontology annotation, molecular function: ubiquitin protein ligase activity. Gene Ontology annotation, biological process: ubiquitin-dependent protein catabolic process. Gene Ontology annotation, cellular component: ubiquitin ligase complex. NCBI's taxonomy places the organism in Eukaryota, Metazoa, Chordata, Actinopteri, Clupeiformes, Clupeidae. The coding region runs from base 468 to 932 and encodes 154 amino acids.